AUGCCCCCUGUUCUUGUGGAUCUUCAUUUUUAUCUUUCUUGGUACAAUCAUUCGCACCAUGCUCUUGCUGUCCCUCCUGUUAGUACAGCGCCCCCUGCUCAAAAGGUCACCAACAAACAAGUUGCUGCAGCGAAGGUUGUCAAAAAAACUGCUGACAUGGACGCCCAGGUUAAGAGAGCUGCCCCAAAAAAGAAAACAAUUAAACCUGCAUCCAAUGUUGUUGCUCAACAGCCUCCUUUGUCCAAAGUCCCUCCUGUACAGCCCAAGAAGACCCAUGUGACUGUCAGUGAAACGAAAUUCAGGCCUGGAAACCCCAUGCUUUGCCAAGGAGUUCCCACAGCGGCAACGGUCAACGCGGUCGAAGCUGAUGAGGAAUAUGAAGGAGCAUCUGAUGCAGAAGAGGUGGUUACAGAUGGUGAGCUGCGUGACGAGAAUGAUGAUGAUGAUGACCACAACGACGACGACGACAAAGAUGAAAAGGAGCAAGGCGGUGACUCCGAAGACCUCGAAGACUUCAUUGAAGAUGAUGAAGACGCACUUGAGGACGAAGAAUACGAGGAGGAAGAGGAGGAAGACAAAGGUGACAAAGAUGUUGAAGAUGACUUGAACAAUCUUGAAGAGCAAGGAGGUAUUCUUACUGACAAAGGAGAGGACAUUGAGGAGCCAAUUAAAAACGUCCCCGCACCUCCCAUCGACGAUGUCUUUACUUCUGCCCCAACUCUCCGGAAAUCCCGCAAAAUCAAAAGGCCGAGGGAGUCUACCUCUACACCUGAGUUUCCUACGCAUCGGUCACAAUUGCCAGCAACACCCGCAACUCCUGUUGCAGAUAGGUCUCUUACCAAACGUAUGUGCACAGAACCUCCGCCUACGCCUUCUCCGACAAAGAGGGCCACCCCCAAGAAGAAAGCCGGCAAAACUCCUGCUACUCCUGCCAGGCAAUCAGCCCGCAAGGCUGCUGCAGAAACUCCGUCCUCCAGGAUGAAUGCUCUUUCUAUCGUCAAUAUUGGAACUCCUUCUUUGAUAUUUGAAAGCAAAUCUCCUUCAAAAAAUACCCGCAAAGUGUCGACACCUCGUUCCAAGAUUGCGAAGAAGUCUCAGGCACCCAAGGCGGGAACUGUUUCUGUUGCUACCGACAAUGAUACUGUUGUGGUGUCUGCCCCCGUUACAGCCAGCGUUAUUGCUCCUGUUGUCACCAGUGCCGCUAUUCCGGCUCCCAGUGUUGUGCCACCCGCCCUGGGACCACGUAGCCUCUGA
Molecule: messenger RNA, 1254 nt
Organism: Psilocybe cubensis
Lineage: Eukaryota; Fungi; Basidiomycota; Agaricomycetes; Agaricales; Agrocybaceae
Exons: 10
Coding region: 1-1254 (417 amino acids)
Source: RefSeq, a predicted model, not a curated record